Molecule: messenger RNA, 9219 nt
Organism: Nothobranchius furzeri (turquoise killifish)
Lineage: Eukaryota; Metazoa; Chordata; Actinopteri; Cyprinodontiformes; Nothobranchiidae
Gene: edn3b
Product: endothelin 3b
Biological process (GO): vein smooth muscle contraction; regulation of systemic arterial blood pressure by endothelin; regulation of vasoconstriction
Cellular component (GO): extracellular region
Molecular function (GO): endothelin B receptor binding; hormone activity
Source: RefSeq, a predicted model, not a curated record
AGGCAUUCUCUUGCUUCACAUGCUCUGCAGCCUGCUGCAUGGAACACAGAACUGUUAGGGGAGGUGUGGGGCGUGUACCUAUAUUCCUCUCUAAACCCUCACAGGCCACCUUUGGUAGGAGCUUUCAGAUGGAGCAGUGACACCAAGGAGCUUUUAUCUAUUCUCCGCGAAGAUUGAAAUUUGUAUUGGAUAAAAAAAUACAAGACAAAGAUUAAUUUGACCCCAACUCACGGAUUUCAGGUAUAGGAUUUUUGACAUUUAAGACAAAGAGCUGCUUUUCUUGUAUUAUUAUUAUUGUUGUUGAGUGCGGACCAUGUGAGCUCUUCAAGGACUUACUGAAAUAAAUGGAUGUUCAUCCUCAUUUAAUAAUGGUUCAUUUUGGGAAUAUUUGACAAGACAAAGAUGAAAUCCUUCCUGGCAAGAAGCACACUUCUCCUAAUGCUGACUCUGACUGUCUUACAAGGUGCUUUGAUAUCUGAUGUGAAAUCCAAGAGCAACCCCAGAAGUCUCCCAGACUCCGGGGCGUUUGGCUCCAGGGAAUCUGCGGGUUCGCACCUGCCUGAGAGCGCAAAGUCCCGGCAGAAGCGAUGCACCUGUUAUUCCUACACGGAUAAGGAGUGCGUCUACUACUGCCACUUGGACAUCAUCUGGAUUAACACCCCUGAGCACACUGUGCCGUACGGUAUGUCCAGCUACAGAGGACAACAGAGGAGGAGACGUGCUGCUGGACGAGCUUCUGAAGGGGACUGGCUUAAAGCACGACGCUGCGUUUGUGUUGUGGCUGAUGCAGACCCAGAGUGUCAGGAUUUCUGCCUGCAAAGCCAUCGUCAGACUCUUCCUACCACGAGUCUCCACAGAAUCCCCGGCCAUGGAUGACAGCCAGCGUCUCUCCAUCUUCUGCAUCUCAUCUCGGCUGAACAGCCUUUUCCCUCACCUUUAGCGUUGUCCCCCCCACACUCUCAGUUUGGCAUCUUGCCUCCCAGGUACAUGCAGUCAAAGGAAGAACUUUUAAGUUGCACACUGCCAACAUUCCUCAGCAUCAAAACUCUUGGAGCAAGUUCCAUCAGACCAAGGGGUUUCACAAACACGUCAGCAUAUUUGAUGCAGAUCCCCGGAGGUUAUUUCUCUUUUUGUUCCCUUCUGAGAGAACCGCAGGGAUUACUUUCGCCAUAUUAUAAAUGCAACAGCCAAUGACCUAUCUUAUGUCAAGCUUAAUCAAAUGGACACUUUGGUUUAAGUCCAAGUGAUAUGAACUUCACUGGACUAAUUCUUUAAAAACACAGAGUCUAUGAAAACUAAUUCAUCGUGAUCCAAGUUGCGUCCUUGUGUAAGACUCAGUUCCACAACAGUGUAGGAACACCGAGAGCCACUGAAACAGGAAAAGGUGACAAUGAUUAUAGUGAUUUGCUAUCUUAGAGUCAAAUUGACUGAAAUCUGCUAAGAAAACUAGAGGGCAAGACUUAUGCUACACAUGUUAUAGAACUAAUGUUUUUGUGCUCUAUUUGCAGCUUUUAAUGGUGACUGGCUGUUCUUUACUUUCUUUUCUGACUUAAGAAUGAGCCAACACUGAUUGUGUACCCUGUGUGAACUAUCUCAAGCUGUGUAGGAUUACAAACCUCUCGCAACUCAUACUGGAUAACGAUAUUCUCUUCCUAUAAUUGUCAAUAAGCUGAGGAUCGUUUCUGUAGUUUAAAGUUCAAUUCAAUUCAAUUUGUUUAUUUAUAUAGCGGCCGCCAACUCACGACAAUAGUCGUCUUAAAGCACUUCACAUGGUAAAAAUUCCAAUACAGAUCAGUCCAUUAAGUCAAUCAGUAAAAAGUUUCCUAUAUAAGGAACCCAGCAGAUUGCAUCAAGUCACUGACUGGUGUCACUGACUUUACAACAAUCUUCAUACUAAACAAGCAUGCAGUGACAGUGGAGAGGAAAACUCCCUUUUAACAGGAAGAAACCUCCAGAGGAUCCUGGCUCAGUAUAAGCAGCCAUCCGCCACGACUCACUGGGGAUUGAGAAGACAGGGCAGGCACACGCACACGCGCGCGCGCACACACACACACACACACACACACACACACACACACACACACACACACACACACACACACACACACACACACACACACACACACACACACACACACACACACACACACACACACACAUCAACACCCACACCAACACCUACCCACCCACACACACAACAUACUGUAUAUGCCAAGUAGUGUUUCUGUGAUUGCAUUGUGAUUUCUUAGUAAAUAUUCUAUUUAGUAAGAGAUAAACUUUAUUGUAUUUAUCCGAGUGAAUCUAUAAUUAAUUGAACAGGUAAACUAGUAGUAACACAAUCUAUGUCAAAGAAAGUAAAAAGUAUUGUCAGGCGAGGGAGAAUGUUUAAGUGGUUAGAAGCAGUGUAUAAGCCAUUGGCCCCCUCCAUGAGGCCACCACAGCUCAGUAGAACACCAUUGUAGCUUAUUCUGGGGAGAAAAAGACAAAGUAAAAAUAAAGUUAACAGCUGAAAUAGCAGGAAAUAAUGCAGUGAAAGAGCAAAUUGUGGAUGAAAGUAGUCGAGUGUGGAAAGUGGUCAGUAUGUCCUCCAGCAGUCUAAACCUAUAGCAGCAUAACUACAGAGGUAACUCUGGAUAACCUAGCCUUUUAAUUGGAGACAUGUUGGAAGCAGGGCAAGGGAGAGCCAUCUUUACAAACUGUAUUCUCCACCUCCCUCUACUCCCCCCACCUGUCCAGAUCUGGGCUAACAUCAGCAUGGGCUAACAUGUGCUUGUUUCAGAAACUAGCAGAAUGCCACAUCAGAGUUCAACUUAAAACGGCAGUAUUUGGAUUCUUAUUUCCUGAUAUUUAGCCAUCUUGCCUCUUAUUGGCUAACACCAAUGCAUACCACUGACUGUUUGCUCUGCACUGUGGAUGUUUUAUCUCCACAAAUAACACAAGCCUGCUGUGUGGUGGAGUGCCUAAUGUUAAUGUUCAGCUUAUACUAGCCGAGUUUGCUCUGCUCUCUCCUGGAAGUCAAGACGGGUGAGUUCAUGAAUGUUAAGUGACAGUGUGGCGUAGAUCUGCCAUGUUUUUCUAAUCCUAAAGUGUCACUAUCUAUUUUCUAUCAGAAGCUAAUGCAGGAGAUAGGUGUAGGAGACCAUUUUCAUGUUCAGCCUGCAUGAAAAACUCAGAUUGGCCUAUUUUAAUCACAAAUAAUAUUAAAAUUAAAGCUGCAAGCAGUGUCGUUCGGCCCUCGAAGCUCCGCGCCGCUCCGGCCUGGCCGGCAGCCUGGGGCACCCGGGCGCGUCCGCGGAACAGAAAUGUCGACCACCCCGACACCAGAAACCACGAACGGUCUCCUCAUCCGCACCUCACCCUGACUCAGCAUGUCCUCUGAGCCCACCAUUAAAUUACACAUGUCACCACUAGGUGAUACUCUAUCUUUACCACACUGGUGGUAUGAUGACACAGACCAGGUUUAAUGCUAUUCUGCCCACGUUUUUCAAAGUUAUUGAAGGUUAAGGUUAUCUAGGGGACGCUGUGACCAAUUACAUAAAAAUCCCAAUGAGGUCCUCUUAGGGAGUCAAAGAUGGCUUUGUGGUAGUUUGGCAUCAAUCAAACUUUGCUUGUGCUUUCUAGAGCCAGAGAGCUGAAAAGGGGAGGAGCUAAAGGGAUUUGAACCAACAACCACAUCAAUGUGUUUGGUGCAGUCACGUGAUGACACAAGCCAAGUAAAAUGCCAUUCUGACCUUGUCUUUAGAAGUUAAUAAAGUUUGAACCUAUCUCGGGGGUGCUGUGACCUUUUACAACUAAGUUCCAUGGAGGUCAUCUUUGGUCAUCAAAGAUGGUUUUCUGAUAAUUUGAAAUCAAUCAAACAUUGCAUGGGUCAUCUACAGCCAAAAGGCUGUAAUUGGGCGGAGUUAAAGUGAUUUGAAUGAGUGAGCACAUACAUGUGUUGGUUGCAGUUGUGUGAUGACCCCCACCAUGUUUGAUAUAGUUUGGAGCUCUUUUGUAGAAGUUACAAAGGUUUUAUUGUAUCUAGGGGCGCUGUCCCAAAUUUAGGAAAAUAUCCCAUGGAGCAGCUUGUAGGUUGACAACAAUCAUUUGCGUGUAGUUUGGUGUGAAUUGAAUUAUGCAUGUGUUAUUCAGGGCCUAAUAUCUGUCAGGGGGCGGAACUAAAGCAAUAUCAACCAAUGACCACAGGAUUGUUUUGGGUGCCAUUAUGUGAUGACACAUAGCAAGUUUGAUGCAGUUGCGACCUCGUCUGUAGGAGUUAUUACAGAUUUAAAGGAAUUUAGGGGGCGCUGUGGUGAUAUUAUGCAACGUUCACCAACUGUUUGUGCCUCAUUGGCUAAAGGGCAUGAUUGUUGAUCGCCAUGUUCAGUCUUGUGAAGAUCGGAGGCUGUUUGUGGAAGUUACAGUCAAACGUAAGGUCACUGCGUCAUAACAGAAUUCGCCAUGGCAUUAAAGCCCCUCAGUUUCUGGAAAGCUAUCAGAACUGAAUGGUCAUUACAGCAUCAUGAAGACAGUGCAUGACCUUAGUGUCAUGUUGACUAAAUUAGAGGGGACAAAUAUGGGCCUUUCACCAUAAAACAAUAGACUUCCUGUUGUCAGGGGGUGGGGCUUAGGUGAUGUCAGCUGUCCACAUUGUCAUUGUCUGGAGAUGUGGUCAGUGAUCACACAGACAAAGUUUGAUAUAGAUCUGAUCAUGCAUAUGGGAAUUAUUACAUCAAUGAAUGGCGAAAGGUCAAAUUUUGAGGCUUAGCCACGCCCACACCUUUCAGCUUUAGAAAAAUCCAACAGUUGAAUUUUUUCCCCUAUGUCUUAAGAGUAUAUAGUAAAAGUUUGAAGGCGAUCGGUAAAAAGGACAACGGGGCAUCAUUCUCAAAACAAUGUGUGCGAAAACCACUAAAUCGAGUACCUGGACCAAAAUGGCCGACCUCCUGUGCGACGUUGUGCUUUCCUCCAAAAGACUUUUUUGUUGGUCCUGAAACACUACAUUAGUGUACCAGAUUUUGUAAUCCUCAGUCAAAGCUUGGCUUGGGGCUGACAGUUUAUAUGGUCCUAGGGGGCGCUAUUUAAGAAAAUAGACCACGCCCAACAGAUUUUCACAUCAGAUAUUUGGGCGGCGGGACUAGGAUCACUCACCAGAAGUUUUGUGGCGAUAUCUUUAGAAAUGACGAAAUGGGAGGCAAACGUAUUUGCAUGGUGUGAUCAUGAAUUUCGCCAUGCUCCCAAAGCCCCACCUUUUUUCGAAACCUGCCAGUACUGGACACCAAGUGACCUCAACUUAUCUACUGCUAUUUGCCAGAGAUUGCUGGUGAUUGGGUGAAAGGAGUCCAAUAGGGAGCUGUGAAAAAAAGAGUGGCGUGGCGACAGGUCAAAGUUUGAGGCUUAGCCACGCCCAUACCUUUCAACUUUUGAAAAAUCAGAUGGUUGAAUUUUGUCCCCUAUAUCUUAAGAGUAUGUAGCAGAAGUUUGAAGGUGAUCGGUGAAAAGGGCGACGGGGCAUCAUUCUCCAAACAACGUGUGAGAAAACCACUAAAUCGAGCACUUGGACCAAAAUGGCCGACCUCCUGUGCGACUUUACCCUUGGCUGCAAGAGACUUUUUUGUAGGUCCUGAGACACUACAUUAGUGUACCAAAUUUCGUAAUCCUCAGUCAAAGCAUGACUUGGGGCUGACAGUUUUGGUCCUAGGGGGCACUAUUUAAGAUAAUAGGCCACGCCCACUGGAUUUUCACAUCGGAAUUUUUUGGGGGGCAGACUAGGAUCAUUCACCAGAAGAUUUGUGGCGACAUCUUUAGAAAUGACGAAAUGGGAGGCAAACGUAUGGCUACGGCAGUGCACCUAGCUUCACCAUCCCGCAACAGCCCCGCCCUCUUUUGAAAACUCCCAUUAAGUGAUGCCAAGCAACCCCCACUUGUCUUGCGUUACCUGCUAAAAAUUUGUGGUGAUUGAGUGAAAUGGGGUGAUUUGAGACCUAUCACAGUAAAACUUGAUCUUUAUGGUCCUGAGGGGGCGGGGUUUGUGUGAUGUCAUCAUCCAACCAUUCAGUUUACUUUUUGGGUGGAUGUCAAAUGACCACAGAAAUUUUUGUAACUUUACUCUAUUCAAGUAUGAAGUUAUAGCCAUUUAUAUUUUUUUGGCGAGUAGUCGAAAUUCAAGGCCUGGCCACGCCCCCUCAGCAUAUACGAAAACUCAGUUUUAUUUUUUAUGUUUGAUCGCCCAUUCUUUCUGAGCAAUUUCCCACAACGUUUGAGACGAUCGUGCAAAAAGUGAUCGAGUAAAUCAAUCAGAAGCGGACCCUAGAAACGGCCAAAAUGGGGUCAAAAUUGCAACUUUAAACCAAAAUGGCCGACUUCCUGUUUGAUGUUGACCAUGGUUGCAAGAGGCUUUUCUGUGCGGACUGUUGGAUACUACAAGUGUACAAAAUUUCAUAACUGUACAACAAACUAAGGUUUAUGGAGGGGGGUAUUUUUCACAUUCUGGGGGCGCUGUGGAGCUAUUUUUAUUGCGAUUUUUUUGGGACCUUUAAAAUACAAAAUUUUGCACCACGCCUGACAUGUGUGCAAACAUUCCUGAGUUUUCGGGUAUGUUAAGGCCUCCAAAAAGCCAGUUUACUUGGCGGAAGAAAUGUAAACAGAGCAGAUACAAUAGGCCUUUGCAGCGCUUUCGCUGCUCGGGCCUAAAAAUGUUUUGUCAGUGAACCACAACUUUAAGGAAGUCUUUUUUGCUCUAGUCACGUGUAGCGUUCUCACAGAACUUUAAAUUUUUAGCUUCAUAUUUGUAGGAUAUUAUGAGCAUUAAAUGAAAUAUUUACUGGAUAAUCCUAGCUUCAAGCACAUUUGCACAUCUGUUGUUAUCACACUUGAAAGAGAACCUUGUCGAGACUCUGGAAGGCGGCUGUUCUAAACAAACUUCAGAGCUAUUAAUUCAUGAUGAGCACGAUCAGGCCUCGAGCCGACACAACCACCUGGCCUACGGUGCAUGUUUGAGGCCAAUACCUUCUAGUAGCUGGGUAUGCUUUGCACUCCAGGACAGGGUGGAGUACAAAAACUUCAUUUGCUAGAUCCAAAAAUGACCUGAUGGCUCACGUGGAUGAAUGUUGAUAAUAGAUAAUUGGAUUGGAUAAUUGGACAGGAAGUAUUACUGGAAUAUCUUGGGCUUGGGACACAGCACUUUGUCCUGUGCUUAUGGUAUCCCCAUCCAAAAUACAUUGGACCAAUACACUGACUGAAUAUUCUGAAAUGGUUUGCAACAACUUAACUAAAGUAAAGCCACAAGUUAAACUGACCAGCUGAUGCGAGUCAGAUUAAAUCCACUAUAGCUGUACAAAUGGUCUAAACCUGAUCUUUAUUGAGAUUUCCUGCAGUAAAACACUAUGAAUUGCUUCCAUAGUCAAACAAUUGGGUUUAUUUGCUCAUAUAUACCCACAUACCCAUAACUAAAUAUUUUCUGUGUCUUAUGACUGGAGGUGAACACAAAAAAGAGUGAACAUUCAAGUAAUUGUGAGUAUGUAUUUGUUUAUGUUUGCAGCUCAUAUGAGGGGAAUUAUAUAGGAUUGAAGCAUUUCAAGAAAAAACAGCACAGGUGGGGCGUAGUCUUUCUGCUGGACCCAGAAGCUUAAACUGUGUUUAUUUUGUUUCUUUUCCUGUUUUUAUUGGCGCAGAAUGGAAUUUAGAACAUGCUCUUGACAUAAUAUACAUGCAUGAGCAAAGAGGAGAAAGGAGACGUGCAUGUGCGAUCCAGCUCAUAUGUAUUUGUGCCUCUUGGUCAGUCGUAUAAAAUGUUAGCGUUUGAUGCUCCAUAAGAAAUAGCUUUAUUUUCAGAAUGUCUGAAAAUUUUAUAAAAUGUCUAAAAUAAUAUUUAUUAAAGUAUUCAGUCUUUAUUUAGUCUUUUGUCAUCAAAGCAAACCAAUGAGUAAACUGAUAACUCAACAAAUACUUGAUAGUAUUCGGUUUUGGAAUAUUUUUCUAACUAAUUUGGUUCUAUGUUUGAUAGGAAAUUUCUAUUGCUGCCCACGGCUAAGAUUUUCUCCAGCUUAAAAACAAAAGAUUGAUCCAAAGUCUAUGAAUCAUAUCUAUGAGCCAUGCUGAUUUAUUGGAAGAACAUUAGGUGAACACAUAAAAACAAACAUGUCAAUGGAUGAAUACAUAAAUAAAUAAAAACUGGAUUUAUUUCACCACUAAAGACUCGCUCAAGCUUGCCCAGCCAUCCAGCAUUGCCAGGACAAAGAGGAAUGCUUUUACUUUUAAGAGACUGUGGUUGGAUAGGUGAAGGAGAAGAAAACGUUGUCUCCCUAAAUAUGAGUCGAAGUAGGAAUUUAAUAUUGUGAUUCUUAGGGAAACCAUAGAGAUGGUUACCCUUUUAAAGUGAUGUUCCGAUCCAAAUGACAUCCAUAGUCUGUGGUGGAAUCCAGUAAUCAGGAUGAUGUUUCAAAAUGAAAAACAUUUCCCUAAAGUAUUUUGAACUCAAAAUGCCAAAUGGAAUUACUAAUUUUAGAAGUAUUCAAUUUGGACUGUGGCACAUUCCAAAUUCCAUUCCAGAACUGGGGCUUACUUUUCAAUUUUCAAGAAACUCCUGAAGACCCUGCUCUUCAGAGAGCAUCUUCUAAACUAGCACCCUCCCUGCACCCGUCCCCCCUUUCUACUGUCCACUCCUUGUUCCCUCCUCUCCAUGAUUGAUGUCAAGUUGUUGUUGUUAUUGUUGUUGUUAGCCUCAAGGGCAACAUGCCGAUUAUCACUUGUAAGUCGCUUUGGACAGAAGCGUCUGCUAAACACAUAAACAUAAACAUAAAUGUCAAAGCACCCAUUUCAUUAAAAAACUAGGGUAACGUUAACACAUACAAUAUUUACCAGUUGUCUAUUUUCUCUGUAGAAUGUGUACAAUAACUAUGUAUGACAUGUAAAAUUGUUUUUUAUUUUCAUAUUUAUAUUUUAUAAUAAUAAACAGAAAGCAGGUUAAUAUAAAAAGAACAAAUUUGUGAUUAGUGAUGGAUAACAGGAUAUGUCUUGUAAUAUAAACGAACUGAUCACUUCAUUUACAGUUAUUGUCUCUAACUUGUACAGCCUGUCACAUUUUUACUGUUGGUCUUGAUCAUGAAAUACAUUUAUAACUCUUCGUGCAAUUUGUUUCUUGCCAUCAGAACCUGUUUUUUUUUCUUCUUUUGUGUGGAAUAUUUCUUUUUGUAAAGACCUACAAUGCUGAUAACAUAUUAAAGAACCUCAAAACACUCA